AUGGCCAUGCUCCGAGUGUCUUCUUACCGCAAGCUGUUUGAGGAUGAUAGCUGGAGUCGGAAUGGAGGGUUGAGUAUGCAGUGUGCAGGGCAGUACCGGGCCUCCGUCAGGGGUGCAGCCGUUGACAAGUGUGGCUGUGACUGUGAGUUAGACUUUGUAGCAGCCAAGGAACUCAACAAGGAGGGUCUGACCCGGUUUGUCAAGGACCGCACCUUCAUAGCUGCCCUCAAUGACCGCCUGGUCAGGCUUAUUGAACUGGCCCAUUGUUUUGAGGAGGAGAAUGAGUCUCUUGAAUGUCAGAUUGUUGAACUAGAGAAGAAGCUGAACAGUCGACAGGCCUCCUCCAGCGUCACCUCCACUGUGGCCGAGCCUGACUACAGUCUGGAUGCAGUGGUGGAAAGACUGCGCAGGGAGAGGGAUGAGAUUCUGUGUGACACCGAGGAGCUGCAGAAGGAGCUUGAACGUCUGAUGAAUGAAUACGAGAAGGCUGCACAGCAGAGGAUCCUCCUCCAGCAGGGACGACAAGAUGUUGCUGAGGAAGUCGAUGCUGUGACAGCAGAGUGUUUGGCGCUGAGGGAGCAAGUGGCUAUCUACGAGGAGCAGCUGGCCAACAUGGAGGCCCAGCACACUACGGCAGUGGAGAGUCUGCUGCAGCCAGCUGACGGGACUACAGGAGCGAUGGCAGCUAUUACAUUUGGCAGCCCUGACAUCACUCCGGCCCUGGAUGUGAAGGAGUACUACUGCCAGCUAGCCGAGAGCCUUCAGUACGAGUGUGGUGCAGCCUCCUCUGCUGUGAGUCUCCGUGGUGAUGGAAAACAACUGGAAGAGGGAGGAGCUGGACGGUCAACAGUCAAAGACGUGUCAAAGAUAAAGGACACCAAUGAGCUGAAGAUGCUGAUUUCAGAGCUACAAAAGGAGCUUGCUGAGCUUGAGCAGUGUAACGAGGAGCUGGAGGACGAGGUUGAGAUGAAGACGGCUGCAUACAUGGACGAGAUUGCUGAGUUGGAGUGUACUAUAGAUGAAAUGCGGCACCAAGAGGCCGACUUCCAAGAGCAGAUGAAGGAGCAGUGUGAAGACUACAAGGAGCUGCUCAGUGAGAAGAUGGCCAGAGACAUGGAAAUAACUGCCUACAGGAGUCUGGUGGAGGAAGAGGAGGAGAGGCUGUGCAACCUGUGACUUAAGGGCUGGAGAGUCAGUCUGGUAGGCGGGAUGCUCCCCCUCACAUGGAUUAGAAAACCAAAGAGAAACAAGGAAAAGCACACCUAA
This is a messenger RNA of Anoplopoma fimbria (sablefish), 1266 nucleotides long. It is a transcript of the gene vimr2, whose product is annotated as vimentin-related 2. Gene Ontology annotation, biological process: skeletal muscle organ development. Lineage: Eukaryota; Metazoa; Chordata; Actinopteri; Perciformes; Anoplopomatidae. Gene Ontology annotation, cellular component: sarcolemma; cell-cell junction; Z disc. The transcript is spliced from 10 exons. The record is from RefSeq and is a predicted model, not a curated record. Bases 1 to 1176 code for a protein of 391 amino acids.